This is a messenger RNA of Carlito syrichta (Philippine tarsier), 1842 nucleotides long. RefSeq names its product cAMP responsive element binding protein 1 (gene CREB1). The transcript is spliced from 8 exons. Gene Ontology annotation, cellular component: ATF4-CREB1 transcription factor complex; nucleus. NCBI's taxonomy places the organism in Eukaryota, Metazoa, Chordata, Mammalia, Primates, Tarsiidae. Gene Ontology annotation, biological process: regulation of transcription by RNA polymerase II. Gene Ontology annotation, molecular function: DNA-binding transcription factor activity, RNA polymerase II-specific; cAMP response element binding; protein binding. The record is from RefSeq and is a predicted model, not a curated record. The coding region runs from base 10 to 1035 and encodes 341 amino acids.
GGUAACUAAAUGACCAUGGAAUCUGGAGCAGAGAACCAGCAGAGUGGAGAUGCAGCUGUAACGGAAGCUGAGAACCAACAAAUGACAGUUCAAGCCCAGCCACAGAUUGCCACAUUAGCCCAGGUAUCUAUGCCAGCAGCUCAUGCAACGUCAUCUGCUCCCACUGUAACUUUAGUUCAGCUGCCCAAUGGGCAAACGGUUCAAGUCCAUGGAGUUAUUCAGGCGGCCCAGCCAUCAGUUAUUCAGUCUCCACAAGUCCAGACAGUUCAGUCUUCCUGUAAGGACUUAAAAAGACUUUUCUCCGGAACACAGAUUUCAACAAUUGCAGAAAGUGAAGAUUCACAGGAGUCAGUGGAUAGUGUAACUGAUUCCCAGAAACGAAGGGAAAUUCUUUCCAGGAGGCCUUCCUACAGGAAAAUUUUGAAUGACUUAUCUUCUGAUGCACCAGGAGUGCCAAGGAUUGAAGAAGAGAAGUCCGAAGAGGAGACUUCAGCACCUGCCAUCACUACUGUCACGGUGCCAACUCCGAUUUACCAAACCAGCAGUGGACAGUAUAUUGCCAUUACCCAGGGAGGAGCAAUACAGCUGGCUAACAAUGGUACGGAUGGGGUGCAGGGGCUGCAAACACUCACCAUGACCAGUGCAGCCGCCACACAGCCGGGCACGACAAUUCUGCAGUAUGCACAGACUACGGAUGGACAGCAGAUCUUAGUGCCCAGCAACCAAGUUGUUGUACAAGCUGCCUCUGGAGAUGUACAGACAUACCAGAUUCGCACAGCACCCACGAGCACUAUUGCCCCCGGCGUUGUUAUGGCCUCGUCUCCAGCACUUCCUACACAGCCUGCAGAAGAAGCAGCACGGAAGAGAGAGGUUCGCCUCAUGAAGAACAGGGAAGCAGCCCGCGAGUGCCGGAGGAAGAAGAAAGAGUAUGUGAAAUGUUUAGAAAACAGAGUGGCAGUGCUUGAAAACCAAAACAAGACAUUGAUUGAGGAGCUAAAAGCACUUAAGGACCUUUACUGCCAUAAGUCAGAUUAAUUUGGGAUUUAAAUUUUCACCAGUUAAGGUGGAAACGGACUGGCUUGGCCACAACCAGAAAGACAAAAAACAUUUUAUUUUCUAAACAUUUCUUUUUUCUAUGCGCAAAACUGCCUGAAAGCAACUACAGAAUUUCAUUCGUUUGUGCUUUUGCAUUAAACUGUGAAUGUUCCAACACCUGCCUCCACUUCUCCCCUCAAGAAAGGUCCAGCGCCAGGAAUCAUGAAGACACUUCGCUUUUCCACCCCUGCUCUCCUCGAGAAGUAAUACUUUGUUUACUUGUGAAUUGAUGGGGGAAAAUAAGGAAAGAAAGUGUUUCUAAGAUGAGUUAAAGGUUCGUGCUGCACUCCCUGGUGGCCAGGCGCAGGGGGAGUGUCGAUGGCCGUGGUGAAGCCUUUCGCAUUUCCAUUGUGAAUUAUGUAAAACUGCUAAGAGACAUCCCUCUACACAGCAUUUUAGUGUGGUAUUGGGGAAAUUAGGAAUGAAUUUGGAGUGCUUUCCACGUACACUCUGCUCUUCAGUACUGAAGAUGUGUCCCUGGUUCUCAAGACGUUCUGUGUUAACUGAGCUCUUCCACAGGGCAGUCGUUGCUUCUUAAUUCAGUUCUGUAUGUGUUCAACAUUCUUGAAUACAUUAAAAGAAGUAACCAACUGAAUGAAAAAGCAUGGUAUUUGAAUUUUAAACUAAGUCAAAGUAAAUACAAGUAUAAAGCUUAUUUUAGUUAAUAUUAAAUUCUUAGUAAAAAGGUUAGUAAACCAAUCCCUUGAGUCAUAUAAUAAUGAUUUUGAAUGAAUGGUGUCCUCACCU